Molecule: messenger RNA, 1189 nt
Organism: Neltuma alba
Lineage: Eukaryota; Viridiplantae; Streptophyta; Magnoliopsida; Fabales; Fabaceae
Product: NEDD8-activating enzyme E1 catalytic subunit-like
Exons: 8
Biological process (GO): protein neddylation
Cellular component (GO): nucleus; cytoplasm
Molecular function (GO): NEDD8 activating enzyme activity
Source: RefSeq, a predicted model, not a curated record
UGCUGCAUUCCCGUCUCCACUCCCGGUGGGUGUAAAAUUCUCCUUGGGGUCUGUGAUUGUCAUCGGAAAAAUCCCAAUAGAGCGACGGCAAUGGCGGACGUCUCACCGCAACCGAGCCGAUCGAGGGAUCUUGACAAGCUCCUUCUUAGGCCUGGUAAUCUCGUUGGUCCCAGGUUCGAACCUGGCCCUGAGAUGAGAGAUGACCUUCAGACUUACGCCAGAGUGUUAGUAGUAGGGGCAGGCGGGUUGGGAUGUGAGCUGUUGAAAGAUUUAGCACUAACUGGUUUUCGAAACUUGGAGGUCAUAGAUAUGGAUCGUAUAGAGGUUACUAAUCUCAAUCGUCAAUUCUUGUUUAGGCUUGAAGAUGUUGGCAAACCAAAAGCUGAGGUAGCGGCCAAGCGUGUCAUGGAAAGAAUCAGUGGUGUAAAUAUUGUACCUCAUUUUUGCCGGAUUGAAGACAAGGACAUAUCUUUUUAUAAUGAUUUCAACAUUAUUGCCCUCGGUCUUGAUUCAAUUGAGGCUCGCAGCUACAUCAAUUCUGUGGCUUGCAGUUUUCUAGAGUAUGAUUCUGACGAUAAUCCACGAGAAGAGACAAUCAAACCUAUGGUAGAUGGUGGAACUGAAGGUUUCAAGGGCCAUGCUAGGGUUAUCUUGCCAGGGAUCACACCAUGCUUUGAGUGUACAAUCUGGCUUUUCCCGCCUCAAGUGAAGUUUCCUUUAUGCACCCUUGCUGAAACCCCUAGAACAGCUGCUCAUUGUAUUGAAUAUGCACAUUUGAUUAAAUGGAAUGAGGUUCAUGGUGCAACAGCAUUUGAUCCAGAUAACCCUGAGCAUAUGAAAUGGGUCUACGAUGAGGCUUUAAAGAGAGCUGAGCUUUUUGGCAUUCCAGGAGUUACUUAUUCUCUUACCCAGGGUGUUGUGAAGAACAUCAUUCCAGCUAUAGCUUCCACCAAUGCAAUUAUAUCUGCUGCAUGUGCACUGGAAACACUGAAGAUUGCAACAGAGUGCAGCAAAACUUUGUCCAAUUAUUUAACGUACAAUGGAACACAAGGCGUCCAUACUAAAGUCACGGAAUUCGAGAGGGAUAAAGAGUGCCUUGUGUGUGGUCCUGGUGUACUUAUUGAAGUGGAGCCUUCAGUCACAUUGCAGAAGGUUAUUUCUCAGCUCUUGACUUCCGAACCUCUUCGAU